This is a messenger RNA of Radiomyces spectabilis, 784 nucleotides long. RefSeq lists its product as uncharacterized. The coding region runs from base 90 to 458 and encodes 122 amino acids. Lineage: Eukaryota; Fungi; Mucoromycota; Mucoromycetes; Mucorales; Radiomycetaceae. Gene Ontology annotation, biological process: protein import into mitochondrial intermembrane space. The transcript has 4 exons. Gene Ontology annotation, molecular function: zinc ion binding. Gene Ontology annotation, cellular component: mitochondrial intermembrane space. The record is from RefSeq and is a predicted model, not a curated record.
CUGGUUUUUAGCUCGCAAAUUUUGGCGUGCGGCGACUGAUUUUUAGUUUGGCAAGAACUCCAUUAAAACAUUAGAGAUAUACCCGGACAAUGUGUAAACAUGUUUUGAACGCACAGGUGGCGAUUCGUGCGCAGUGUUGUCGACGAUGGUUCGAUUGUGCCGAAUGUCACGCUGAAGUAUCGGAUCAUCCGCUCCGAAAGACAGACGAAAUGGUGUUUGCUUGCAAAAAGUGCAAAAAAGUUUUCCGUAAAGACAUGACUGACUAUGAAGACGAAGACGAAUUCUGUCCCCACUGUGAUAAUCACUAUGUCAUUGACGCUGUCACACCCGAAGCACAGCUCAAGAUUGAAACGGAAGAUUUACGGAAAGACGCAAGGGUGGUGCGAGAUUUACGUGUCAAGCAGGAAACAGGUCCUACGAGUAUGUUUGAUGUCGAUGCUUCGGAUAUGAUAGGAUAGAUAAAUCCCAUCCCCCCAAGUCGGGUUGUUGAUUGUUUUUGUUGAUUCAUUUAUUCCCAUGGUUUUUAAUCAUGGUGAUGAAAAAAAAAAAAAAUUACCCUCUUUAUUCUUAUUGUUUCCCGUUUACUGGCCUGUCGUUUCCAUCGAUGACUUUGAUUUUUUUCCCAGUGGCCCGUGACACAAGGCACCCAAAAACCCGCAUCAAAUGACGAGAUUCAUGACACCCUUGUUUCUUGUUUUGUUUUCUUUCUCUUUUUGCAGCAAUAACAUGAUCGCUAUGAUGUUUUAUUUUUGUCGUAAGAGAAAUAUCCAUUCUUGGAUGACAA